AUGGCUGUUGGUGGCUUACCGAGAUACCCGGAAACCCCCGAAAUCCUCAGGGGGAAGGAACGAUACAACUUCCCCAAUCCAAACCCGUUUGUGGAGGAUGACAUGGAUAAGAACGAAAUCGCCUCUGUGGCAUACCGUUACCGCAGGUGGAAGCUGGGUGACGACAUUGACCUUAUUGUCCGCUGUGAGCAUGACGGUGUCAUGACAGGAGCCAACGGAGAAGUGUCCUUCAUCAACAUCAAGACCCUCAACGAGUGGGACUCCAGGCACUGCAACGGCGUUGACUGGCGUCAGAAACUGGACUCUCAGAGAGGUGCCGUCAUUGCCACGGAGCUGAAGAACAACAGCUACAAGCUGGCCCGGUGGACCUGCUGUGCUUUGCUGGCCGGAUCCGAGUACCUCAAGCUCGGCUACGUGUCCCGGUACCAUGUGAAAGACUCCUCACGCCAUGUGAUCCUGGGAACCCAGCAGUUCAAGCCCAAUGAGUUUGCCAGCCAGAUCAACCUGAGUGUGGAGAACGCGUGGGGCAUCCUGCGCUGCGUCAUUGACAUCUGCAUGAAGCUGGAGGAGGGCAAGUACCUCAUCCUCAAGGACCCCAACAAGCAGGUCAUCCGGGUCUACAGCCUGCCCGACGGCACCUUCAGCUCUGAUGAGGACGAGGAGGAGGAGGAAGAGGAGGAGGAAGAGGAAGAGGAAGAGACUUAAACUGGACGGUGAUGUGGACCUGGAGCUGCAAUUCCACUGAGCCU
This is a messenger RNA of Orycteropus afer afer, 749 nucleotides long. RefSeq names its product eukaryotic translation initiation factor 3 subunit D (gene EIF3D). Gene Ontology annotation, molecular function: translation initiation factor activity. The record is from RefSeq and is a predicted model, not a curated record. Gene Ontology annotation, cellular component: cytoplasm; eukaryotic translation initiation factor 3 complex. Lineage: Eukaryota; Metazoa; Chordata; Mammalia; Tubulidentata; Orycteropodidae. Gene Ontology annotation, biological process: translational initiation.